Messenger RNA from Lagopus leucura (white-tailed ptarmigan), 3368 nucleotides. RefSeq names its product tRNA methyltransferase 13 homolog (gene TRMT13). The record is from RefSeq and is a predicted model, not a curated record. Lineage: Eukaryota; Metazoa; Chordata; Aves; Galliformes; Phasianidae. Gene Ontology annotation, biological process: tRNA methylation. The coding region runs from base 160 to 1470 and encodes 436 amino acids. The transcript has 10 exons.
CGGACAGCCGGCUCGGCCCUGCGGCGGCGUCGCCGUCAGUUACGGGUCUGGGAUCUGCUGGAGCGUUCGGUUCCGGCCCUGUUUCUCCAGACCCCCCUGAAUAGAUGGUUUGAGAUUCUCAGAUGUUCCUCAGCAGCUUCUGUACGACAGGAGCACUGAAUGCACGCUGACCUGUUGUUUAAAACUUUCUUAACCAGAAAGAAAAUGACAGGAAAAGAAUUCCGUGCCCUCUUGAUCCGAAACAAUUUCAGUACCGUGUAUGAAGACCAACUACAAAAACAUUUAAAAAAAUGUAAUUCCAGAGAGAAGCCAAAGCCGGUCUACUUUGUUCAAGAUAUUAAUGCAGGUGUAAAAGAAGUAGCAGAAAUACCAGCAAAUCAAGUAACUCUCUCUUCCCUAUCCAAAGAAGAGCUUGAGAACUUAAUUAUCAAGUUGAAAAAAGCAAGUAAUGGUCUGGAACUUGACCUUAAAGGACAAGUACUCUCUCACCAGGCUUUAGAGGAAGCCUUAAAUGACCCAAAGAACGGGGACUCUGCUUUCAAACACUUGAAACAACAGGCUUCUAUUUUAGGUAACAUGGAAAAAUUACAUUUGCUUGGUCCAGGAAGAUGUUUCGUUGAGUUUGGAGCUGGGCGAGGAAAGCUGUCUCACUGGGUUGAUAUUGCCUUACAAGAUACUGAAAAUAUUCAAUUUUUGCUUGUAGAAAGGGCAACUACCAGAUUCAAGGUGGAUGGAAAACAUAAAAAGAGAGAUUCUAUAUUUGAAAGGCUUCAAGUUGAUAUUCAGCAUUUAUGUUUAAAUAAGGUGCCUAUUUUAGAGAAGAAAAAACUACCAGUGGUAGGAAUUGGGAAACAUUUGUGUGGUGCUGCCACAGAUCUUGCUUUGAGAUGUUUGGUAGAAAGUUAUGCAACUUGCUGUAAUGAAGAAGAUGAAGAGCCUGCACCAAAACGUACAAAGAAUAAGGCAGAAGGAGCUUCUAACAGUUCAAAUGAUGAUGACAAUGAAAGGAACAAAGAAGACUUUAAGCCUGUAGCUGGAAUUGUUAUUGCGCUGUGUUGCCAUCACAAAUGUGACUGGACACAUUAUGUAGGCAGAGAGUUCUUUAGAUCAGUAGGACUUGGACCAGUAGAAUUUCAUUAUUUUCAAAGGAUGAGUAGCUGGGCCACUUGUGGCAUGAGAGGAACCAUAACCAAAGCCUCUACAAAUGAAGAAAGUGAAGAUCACACUACCAACACAGAAGAGCAUGACCAAAUAUACAGUAAAACAGGGACUGGUUCUGAUGCUCUACAAGGGCUCCUUACUGUUGAAGAGCGGAAGGAGAUAGGUUCCCUCUGUAAACUUGUGAUUGAUCACGGACGGAUCAGAUAUUUACAACAUCGAGGAUACAAGGCUGCACUACAGCACUAUACAGAUUCCUCUGUGUCCUUGGAGAAUGUCCUGUUGACAGCUGUCCCAGAGACAACGACGUGACAAGAUGCAGAUUUGGAACUGGCAGAAAAACUACAAAAUCUGUCUGGAUUGUAUAAAAAGCAGAUUUGGUGCUUACAGAAAACCAGUUUUACUCUUUCUUACCCCAAGAAAAGGUUUUAUAUUUCCCAGUUUGACUGGAAAUUAAAAAUAUGCAAAGCAGUUCUCAUUACUAGAAAAGUGAAAUCCCUAAGAAUACUUGAAACUAGUUGCAAGCCGUAUUGUUAGGAAGAAGCAUCUUUUGAUAGUUUCUACUUACAGUUAGGUUCCUUCAUCAUUAGCAGUUAUGAUAGGAGAAGCAUCAGAAGUGCGGCUUUCCACAUUUCCUGAAAGACAGUGGGUUAAAAUAAGAGAAAUUAACAUAAUUUGUUUCCAAUUAGAUGGUUAGGAUACUUUUGUAUUUCCUCCUAGGUUAUUUAAGUAUUCUUAGGUACUUAUUUCAUCAGCUCUAGGAGCAUUCAUUAAAGAAUAAAACUUAUUUUUAAACCACUUGAUGUAUUCUUGUUAAUUUAAAUAUUCAUUCAUAAAACGUGGAUAAGAAAAAAGUUAGCUUAGGGUUCUGAAGAGCAUUUUUAAGCCUUCAAGACAUGCAGAAUGGAAGAUCAAAGAAAAUGUUUUUAUAUCUUCAGUGGAUGGAAUUCUUUAAAGCUGCCACCUGCACAUCUGUUUAGAAGUGCAUAUUUUGAUCCUUUACUGAAGCCAUUAAGCAGGCAGAGAAAUUUAAUCUGUUUCCUUUGACAUUACUAGCAGCAGGGUUUUUUGACAUAGCAAUUUAGAAGUGAGAUGAAAGUGUAGGGGCUGCUUUGCUUAGGAGACUGGGUUUUUGUCAGGGAGAGACAGAAUUCUUCCCUUCCUCCUUAAAUUCAGCUUGCAGACUUUGGAAAAUACUAAUCCAGGCUUUUCAUGUGUCAUUUGUGUACGUACUCUAGUUUUUUUUUACCCAGCUUAGCCUCCCUUUGUUACAUCACUCCAGGGGGACUGGAAUUAAUAAAAAACCAUACCUGUUUUCUUCAGUGACUCCUGGAUAUACAUGUGCAUGAAUUCAAUGCCGAACAUUUCCUGUUGCUCCUCUUCUUCUGUAUUCUCACAUGGAGGGAGUGUUAUCUCUAACUCCAGUGGGUUGUCUCUGAAGUUGACAAAUCUGUCAGGUCAGUGGAGAAGGUUAUGCUUGCAUUACAUCUUGACCAGAGAGAACUUUUGAAACUGAAUUAAGAUUUAUCUGCCAAUAUUUGGAACAAGAGAAACAAUUUAUGGAUAUUUUUCCAGAUGCUAUGAGCCUUAAGUUGAAACCACCAACGCACUAGCAGAAUCAAAUAACUAAAUGAAGAAGAAUUCUUAUAAUAACUAGCUGAUAGUUGUGGGAGAAAACGUUGCAGUUCUCAUUAUUUUAUUUUAUGGGUUUCACUUUGUUGUCAGCAUAAUCCAGAUUAGAUAAGCAGAUUAGAACAAGUGUGCAAAUGUUGUGUUCUCACUGCAAGGUAAGUCCACCCAAUGUCUGUCUAUUCUUAGUCCACUCCCAUGGUUUGUUCCAUGUAUACCAUGGCUUGACCGUUUAUGAUGCUUGCCUUAGGGUAAUACUACAGUGUGCCCAUGAUAUUCUUACAGCUGUAGGAAGAAGGAGGCCAAAUAAACCCCAUAAAACAGACAUUUCCCUACUUAAGAGAAUGUCACCUCUGAGUCCUCCCUCAAACCAUUACACCCCACAAUAGCUACCAUUACCCACAAACAACUGAGACUAUACAGAUAAAGCCUACAGACCUCUCUUUACAAAUUAAAGCUUAUACAAGCUUACGUGCCCCUGAUGUGCAGAAAUGUAUUAGUCUCCUUAAACUUUGGGAGUGUAACUAUCAUAGCUUACACUCUUCAAAUGCAUUGUGCUUCUCAAAGCUUUCUUGACCAGA